Molecule: messenger RNA, 3088 nt
Organism: Doryrhamphus excisus (bluestripe pipefish)
Lineage: Eukaryota; Metazoa; Chordata; Actinopteri; Syngnathiformes; Syngnathidae
Source: RefSeq, a predicted model, not a curated record
CCCCCCCCCCCCCCCCCCCCCCCCCAAAAAAAAACAAGCAGUUACUUCAAAGAAGUCAAAGUCUCAAAGGGAAUAUUUCUACCAGGAGAAUUUGUCAUACAUUUCUCUUCAUAACAGUUUCACAUACAGUAAUUAUAUUCUGCUAAACAUACCGUAGCUAUUAUAGUACAAAACAUAUAAUAAAGAAAGUUAAGGAAUGAUUGCUACAGGUGGUAAGAAAAAAUUAUUUAAGAAUGUUUAAGAAAAUAAAACAAUUAAUCAUAUUUUUAUAUCUUGCAGUUGCACACAAUUAUAUUAUGUUAAACAAUUAUUGUAGUAAUAUCAUAAAAAUAGUUAGCAUAUAACUAAUAUAGAAAUAAUUACAUUUAUAUCUAUAUUUUUUAUGCAUAGAGCAUUUUAGGUGUGUUUUUUUAUUAUACCGUAUAAUAACAUAUGUAAGUAAGAGACAAUUUUUAUUUACGGUAAUUACUUUCAAUUAAGGAGACCCUUUGACCACAGGAAGCUGUGGAAUGAGUCUGUUUCUGCAUUAAACCUGACAUCGUACUCGCUGAUCACAACUAAACUCUCCAAUGACUGCAGCUGUCACAUCCUGUCAUGACAGAGAUUUGGCAUCCUGCAGGAGAAAUGUUUUAAAACCAUAUACUGUAAUACUAGCAGUGCUGGGUAAAAAUAGCAUAGAGAAAACUGUUGAAGCCUUGCAGAACAGAACACAAACACUCUUGUAGCCUGGAUAAUAAAUGAAUAAUGACAGGAGCCUGCGGGCUGGACGCUGACAUCACUGCAUCUUCACCACUACUGAUGAGGCCGAGAGGGUGGAGGCAUGAUGCAGCAGCCCGGUGAAGGGGCUGGAGAGGAAGGAGAAAGCUGCUCCCCUCUUGCAAGAAGACACUCUGAAUAACACCGUCAUCAUGCUGGCCUCCAGGAUGCCUCUGUGCGUUGGCAUCUUCCUGCUCUUCUGCAGACACAUCAAUGCAAGUAAAUGUGUUUGUGAUGUAUGUAGUUAUCCUUGGGGUGAUGUAACCUUGCAAAAAGAAACCAAAUGUCUGCAUGUUUGCGUGUGUUUUUACAUUAUAGUUUUUGUAGAGUACUUAAAUAAAAUUUAUUUUAAUGCAGUUUUCCUCAUAUGUUGUCCUUGCUAACUUAUUACAGGUGCCACUAUUGCUAAUUUUAGUGGGCUUUUUUAUCCUCAUAGGCCGCCGUAGUCAGGUGCGGGGGGGGGUUACUAGCUAAGUAAGCUAAUAGCCGUUAGCGAACUGAACGACACAAUUGCAGCAAACAAAUGUGCAUGAUAACGUUUGUUUCAAAUUGCUAUGUAUCGUAAAAUACCACUUAUAGUUACAAGAAAUGAGCUACAUGAGUGACAAAAUGCUCAAGGACGGACGACUACGUAACACACUAGUUGUAAAGAGACGGAGGGGCAUACGCUGCCCCCAGUGGAGUCUGCCGACCAGCUCCCAGCAAACGUGCGGAGUGUCGUCUUAAAAGGUAAAAGCCACACCGAUAAAGUGGAAGUGUUGCACCCCAUUAACCUGACGCUCCAAUGUACCUGGACCGGAAACUCCAACAAGAUGGACAACAUAACGGGAUACUGGAGAAAAGAUGGGCAGGAUAUUGACAACAGUCACACGACAUUACGGCUGGAGAACCAGCAGUAUAAUCUACAAAGGACGUUUGCUAUUACAGAUGAAGAAAGCCUUGGAAGAUACUCGUGCAUGUUUGGAAAUGACGCAAAGAUUGAUUUUGUUUUGGCAGUGCCGCAGAUCAGUGACGUGCGAGACAAACCCAUCGUCAGCUAUGUGGGAGACUCUGUGGUGAUUGUGUGCAAAAUGGACGAUGCCAAGCCAAAGCCAAAAACCUGGUUCUGGUUUCAAGCCAACGGCACUGAAAAUGCCGAGAUAGACGCAGCAGCGGAGCCUCAAAAGUACGAAAUAAAAAACGACGGCAGGGUGACCAAACUGCUGUUGCACAAUCUGACCCAUGCAGACUCGGGUUUGUUUCACUGCGCGGCCGUCUACGCCAUUGGCGCAGCCACCAGCCAGGUGGAGUUAAAGGUGAUCACCAUUUAUGAGCCACUGAAGCCCUUUGUGGCCAUCGUGGUGGAGGUGCUCAUCCUGGUUGCUGCCAUUCUGCUGUUUGAGAGGAGUCAGGCCAAGAAGCGCAAGGCAGCAGCUUCAGGGAGCGAAACGGCCGACGUUGAGCAUGCUACUGACGGCGUCACCAGCACCACCACCACGGAGAAGCCAAUGGAGUGGAGGAGACGUCGUCCACCAGACAACGCAAAGUGUGAAAGCACAGGCAGGUUAUGUAACAAAACACAAAGCAAUAGUUCAUCCAAACAUUUAGCACUGUUAGCACUGAACGACAAAAGGCAAUACCCAUGUUGCGUCUUAAGUUUUAGUUGGCAGUGAAGUCUGCGUCUUCCCACUUCCUGUUGAGGUGCUCCAAAUGUCUUUGCUGCUAAACAGUCCCAGUCAGAAGAAUUGUUAUUAUACAAGUAAUGCACAAAAUUGUUAACACUGCCUUACUCUCUUUAAAAAAAGCAGAUCAUUAUUUAUGCCGUAUUAGCUUUGAUGUAUUUAUCUUUUGGAUGUCCUGCGUGCCAAGACGGUGUCUAUAAUCACGUACGUACUGCUAUAAAUUCAUAUGUGCAAGUCUUCAUGUCACAUUUAAUAUACAGUGUGUCAUCUAGCUGGUAAAUACACGUGUAAGUUAUUUUGUGUGUGGUGUUUCAUGAGAUUAAAAGCCAACGUUAAUAAGACCCUAGUGCUGUUUACUUGGGAAAGUAAGGAGAGAAAGGACAGGGAGUCAGAUAGUGUUAUAUGUUUCUCUUAGAAAUAAGACAUUAUAUAGCAAGUCUUUAUUGCCCUACUGGCAACAACAAAAACAACAACAAAGACUAUGCAAUACCCAACGUUGUCAUUUAGACGUUGAUUCAUUGCCACAUAAAUCUGCUGAACAGACAAAACAGUACCACCUGCUGGAUGUAAGUACUGUGCCAGUUGCAAAAAUAGGGGUAGGAUUUAAUAAGCUUUGCUUCUUCCUACUCCUUUUGGACAUGUGGAACUGUGAACUGAUUAUGGGAUGCACU